GCGCCACCGAGGGCGGGGUGUCCACUUGGUUGAGUGGGAAGAGCUGGAAGCGGGGAGAGUGUGUGAUCCGAAGGCUCGAAGGGCCCCACCUCCUUGGGGGUGGGUCGUCCCUGUUCCGUAGAUCUGGUUCCCGGUUCUCCUGUCCUCGCCAUCCCGGACCGCACACAGCAGUCAUGGCCCAGCCGCCGCCCGACGUUGAGGAGGAUGAUUGUCUUUCUGAAUACCACCAUCUCUUCUGCCCGGAUCUUCUCCAGGACAAAGUGGCCUUUAUCACAGGCGGUGGUUCUGGGAUUGGCUUCCGGAUUGCUGAGAUUUUCAUGAGGCAUGGCUGCCACACUGUCAUUGCCAGCAGGAGUCUGCCGAGAGUGUCCACGGCUGCUAAGAAGUUGGUUGCUGCCACAGGAAAGCGGUGCCUCCCUCUGUCUAUGGAUGUCCGAGUUCCCCCAGCUGUCAUGGCUGCUGUGGACCAAGCGCUGAAAGAAUUUGGCAAGAUCGACAUCCUAAUUAACUGUGCAGCUGGAAACUUCCUAUGCCCUGCCAGUGCAUUGUCUUUCAACGCCUUUAAGACUGUGGUGGACAUUGACACCAUUGGUACCUUCAAUGUGUCUCGUGUGCUUUACGAGAAGUUCUUCCGGGACCACGGAGGAGUGAUUGUGAACAUUACUGCCACAUUGAGUAUUCGGGGGCAGGUGCUGCAGCUUCAUGCGGGUGCAGCCAAAGCUGCAGUGGAUGCUAUGACAAGACACUUGGCUGUGGAGUGGGGUCCCCAGAAUAUCCGUGUCAACAGCCUGGCUCCUGGUGGCAUCAGUGGCACUGAGGGGAUACGGCGAUUAGGAGGCCCCAUGGCCAGUUUGAAAUUAAAGAAUCUUUCAAGUCCUAUUCCAAGACUCGGAACCAAGACGGAGAUUGCCCAUAGCGUGCUGUACCUGGCCAGCCCUCUGGCUUCCUAUGUCUCGGGGAUCGUGCUGGUGGUUGAUGGUGGCAGCUGGAUGACAUUCCCGAAUGACAUCAAGCGACUGCUAGAGUUCGAAUCCUCCUCUGCUAAGCUGUAGGUCUCCCUUCAGAAGGAGGCAGUGUUCUUCAUGGGGAAUGCGUCCUGCCUCACAUAAUCCUAUAGUCAUACAGGAAAUGUUGAAUCUGAUUUGGAAAUCCGAGCCCACUUGCCCUUCCUCUGGGAUCGAGCUCUUUCCAAGCUCUGCCUCUUCUUUGCCCACAUGCUGAGUAGGAAUAGCCGGAUCAUGAGCCUCGCCUGAUACUUGCUUACAGUAUCUGAGGAGUUCCUAUGAUUUUACCAGAAAAAAAAUGCAUUUUCUUAUAAAAAUCAUCUUUUUUACUAUAAAAAUAGCUAUGAGUUGAAAUGUGUAAAAGUUUCUAGAGAGGAAUUUAAAACAUUGACUGAUUCUAUCACUGAA
Apodemus sylvaticus (European woodmouse) is the source of this 1412-nucleotide messenger RNA. RefSeq names its product 2,4-dienoyl-CoA reductase 2 (gene Decr2). Bases 174 to 1052 code for a protein of 292 amino acids. Gene Ontology annotation, molecular function: 2,4-dienoyl-CoA reductase (NADPH) activity. The record is from RefSeq and is a predicted model, not a curated record. Gene Ontology annotation, biological process: fatty acid catabolic process. NCBI's taxonomy places the organism in Eukaryota, Metazoa, Chordata, Mammalia, Rodentia, Muridae. The transcript has 10 exons.